Cucurbita pepo subsp. pepo (vegetable marrow) is the source of this 997-nucleotide messenger RNA. Its product is annotated as NAC transcription factor 32-like. The record is from RefSeq and is a predicted model, not a curated record. Gene Ontology annotation, molecular function: DNA binding. Gene Ontology annotation, biological process: regulation of DNA-templated transcription. Lineage: Eukaryota; Viridiplantae; Streptophyta; Magnoliopsida; Cucurbitales; Cucurbitaceae.
CCGCCGCCGCCGCUCAUCGGAGUAGACCCCUACCGGAUCAGAUUCGCCGCCGCCGCCAAAUGAGCGUAGCUGGGGUGCAGUUACCUCCAGGCUUCAGAUUUCACCCCACCGAUGAGGAGCUAGUCCUUCACUACCUCUGCAGAAAGUGCUCCUCCCUCCCCGUCCCCGCCCCCAUUAUCGCGGAGAUUGACCUUUACAAAUACGACCCGUGGCUCCUUCCCGAAUUGACCGUCUCGGGUGAAAAGGAGUGGUAUUUCUUUUCCCCUAGGGACCGUAAGUACCCGAAUGGCUCCCGUCCCAACCGUUCCGCCGGAACUGGCUACUGGAAGGCCACUGGGGCCGACAAGCCCAUCGGCCGCCCCAAAACUCUUGGUAUCAAGAAGGCACUCGUGUUCUACGCUGGAAAGGCUCCGAGGGGCGUCAAGACCAAUUGGAUCAUGCACGAGUAUCGCCUUGCAAACGUGGACAGAUCCGCUGCCAACAAAACACACAACUUGAGACUGGACGAAUGGGUGCUAUGUCGUAUAUACAACAAGAAGGGAUGUAUAGAGAAGCAUUACCAAUCCACGGAUGACUUUGAGGAAGAGGAUGAGAAACCAAAUAUUAGUGCCACCAUGCCCAACAACAACAACAUGGUACAAAUGGACACUUCCUAUUCGGUGCCCAUAAUGCACACCGACUCCUCCAGUGGCUCGGAUCCGGCGACGUCACCCGAGGUCACCUGGGAUAAGGAGGUUCAAAGUCGACCCAAAUCGGGAGGAAGAGGAGGAGAUAUUGACUUCUUUGAGUUUAGUUACAUUGAUUCUUUCUCGGCGGAGGACAAUCCAUUUGGAACACAAGUUCAGUUCCAGAUGGACAAUCUUUCGCCGUUGCAAGACACGUUUUCAUAUUUACCGUGGCAGAUUUAAUGUAAUAACUCAAACUCAUAUCUCUUGAACUUCCCCUCAAGAUUUUAAAAUGUUUCGGCUAGUAAGAGGUUUCCAUAUCUUAUAAGAAA